Molecule: messenger RNA, 1230 nt
Organism: Panicum hallii
Lineage: Eukaryota; Viridiplantae; Streptophyta; Magnoliopsida; Poales; Poaceae
Exons: 3
Coding region: 1-1230 (409 amino acids)
Source: RefSeq, a predicted model, not a curated record
AUGUCUUCGCUUCCUUUCCCGCGCUACUUCCAGACCCAGGCCCAACUGGACCUGGUGCGCCGCCUCAUGGGAUGGACCACGCCGGAAAACGCCAAGAAGAUCAGGGCCGGCAAAAUCCCCCUCCGCGACCUUGCCGCGGGGGAGUUCAUUCUCUUCAACUCGUAUGCCAUGUGCAGGCCCCUCUCUUCGGACGUUUCAAGCACGUCCGCCGGAGCCGCCUCAGCUGGGGGGUCCGACCCCCAGCCAGUACCUGCAGCAGCCGAACCUAGAGGUCUGGAACCGGAGGCCGCCACACCCCCAAGGUCUGAGCCCACCCUGGAGGAGGAUGCCGCCGGACCUGCUGCGUCGACCGAGGCGCCAGAAACAGCAGCAGCACCGGACGCCGAGCUGGAGCCUCCUCCAGCUGAACCAGCAGCGGCAGCCGAGGCGGCAGCGCCGGAGGCAGCGGUAGUGCCGGAGGAGGCGGCAGCACUAGAGGCAGUGGCGGCGGAGGUCGCAGAGGCCGCCAGCACCACCACUCCACCUGCGCAGGAGGUGGAGCCGGAGGUGGUGCCAGGGAGGCGCCUUCUGCCAAGUCCAGCGGAGGUCCUGCUCCCCCGCCUCUUUGCCAAGAGUCUGCAGGUUCAUGAGGAGCUGGAGGCUGGCAUCCGCCGAGACUGGGAGAGGGAAGAAAGGCUCACCGCCCGCGAAGCAGAGGAGGUGACCCGGCUUGAGGAGGUCCAGGAGCGGGAGGCGGCUGUGGAGAAGGAGCUGGCGGUCGGGACCCGGAGGCUUCGGGAGCGGGAAGCGGCCUUCCAGGAAAGGGAGGCCAAGGUGGAGGAGUUCCAGGCGGAACGGAGCGCUAGCAUCGGCCGCAUCGCAAGGUGGGCCGGUAAGGUGAAUUCCUCCCUGGAAGCUCUCGGAGCAAACCCCAUCUGGGUGGUGGAGGCUCCUUCAUCGCUUGGCGUCGCCCUCCAGGUGCUGGACUCCGCCGCUGAGCGACUUCAAGGCCUGGAGUCCGGCAUGCUCGACCUCCUGGAGACAGAAGGGAGAGCAGUUGCCUGGGAGACUGCUGAGUAUAUCCUCACCUAUUUCCGGAGCCACGACCCCGCCAUUCAACUAACUCCUGUCCUGGUUGGUCCCAUCCGGGCGACGGCGGCCGCCGCGAAGGAGGGCGUGCAAGAGGCGGCCGAUAUGGUGGUGUCCCGCAUCCGACGCCGUCCCGACGCCUCCAGACCACCAGGACAAUAG